CAGAAAUCACCCCACUGCAGUAUUGUAGUGGUGAAUCAUACUAAAAAUAACAAUUGUUUUCUAUUACUCAUCAAAAGACUUUGUUUUAAUUUAAAAUUACUGUUCAAAGUAACAAAUUAAAAUGUUUUCCACAAAUCCAAACUAUACAAAACUGAAAACGCAUCUAAGACUGGGGAUAAACCGACUGAAGUUGUUGGAAAAGAAGAAAACAGAGUUAGCAUCAAAAGCGAGGAAAGAAAUCGCUGAAUAUAUAGCCUCUGGUAAGAUUGAACGAGCUAAGAUCCGAGUGGAACACAUUAUUAGAGAGGAUUACAUGGUUGAGGCAAUGGAGAUAGUUGAGAUGUACUGUGACCUCGUGCUGGCCAGGUUUGGUCUUGUCACUCAGAUGAAGGAGUUGGACGAAGGGCUGGCAGAAGCUAUAUCCAGUCUCAUAUGGGUGGCACCUAGGAUGCACACAGAUAUUCAGGAGCUGAAAGUAAUUUCAGACUUAUUUACUGCGAAAUACGGUAAGAUUUACGCAGAUGCGUGCAGAAAUGAGAGUGUGAACACAAUAAGUGAUAAGUUGAAGCAUAAGUUGUCAGUCCAGAGCCCACCGAAGAUUCUCGUUGAACGGUACCUGAUAGAGAUAGCUAAGAACUAUAAUGUGGAGUACACUCCUGACGAACAAGUCAUGAGGGAAGAACAAGGAAGAGAUGCUUUGUUGAUUGACAUCAAUGGUCCACCCAUGCCACCCGGUUUCAUAGGGUAUCCACCGCAGCCGCCUAUGCCUAUGCCCAAUCUACCCCCGCCCAAUGUGGAACCAUUCAGUUACCCCUCAGUACCAUCUGGUGGCAAGGCUGGUGGUUUUAUUGCUACUCCGCCACCACAGAACUAUGGUGGACCGAGCCAGCCACCAAUGGGCUACCACUUGCCUCCCGGUGCUGAUUCAAAGACUUUAAGCAACAGUUUCCUGCAGGACGAAAUGAGUAAUUUGCCACCUGCUUACGACAGCAUUCACCACGACAUGGCAGGAAUAAACUGGGGUGAAAAACAUACUGACCUGCCCACGUGCCUACGCCGCAGCCGAGGUCUCGCGUGCCCCCGAACCACUUUCCCGAGUUGCCGGAGCUGCCGUCCGUGCCGUCUGACCUAAUCCUCCCCUCGGUGCCGCACAGUAACAACUCCAACACAUCUAACAACGCGCCCAAUGCACCCAACGCGCCCAACGUUAGCGGAUCGGACGAGAUUGAUUUUGAGGAUCUCAACAGGAGGUUUGAGGAAUUGAAAAUGAAGAAAUAAUGUGCGGUCACGUGAUUUUUAUACAAACAUGGAAUUCGAAUGGGAUCUUAAUAUUAUUAGGCCUUCAUUUUUUUUGUUUCGUCUGCUUUGUUUAACGGUGUCAGAAUUAGCUCUUCCCUCAUAGCUAUUCGUCUUUACGGGCAUGGCUCAUAUGCUGCGACAAAAACAAAAAACAGACGCUUUAGCUGAGAGCCAUAGACAAAACUCGUUGUUUUAUCAGUCUAUCAACACAAAAUAUUUAUGUAAGAUUUAUAACUACAAAGUAAAAAAACAAAAAAAAGCCUAUAAAAAUUCCAAGUCAUAGUGUUUAUGUGACUUCUUCAGUGCUAUAGCCAUUCAUGGUUUUUAAAUAAAACCAGCUCAUUGACACUUUCAUCUCAUUUCACAUUUCAAUAUAUUUUGCUUAGAUCUUUUGUAAUGUGAUAUAUAUGGAAAAUGUACUCUCCAUUUUUAUGAAGUAAAAUAAAAUAUAUUUAAAUUUUUUUGUUAUAUUUCAAAACUAUUGUAAAAUAAUUGAUUAGUAAAUAUAUUGUGAUAUUCAACAAUCGCCUACAAGAUGUCUUUGGCAAAAACGAAGAUUAAAUAUCGAACUGUAGGCGGUUGUAAAAUAACACGGACUUGGUAGAGUAAGGGCCUGUUUCACAAGUUUCAAGUUAAUUUAUUUGACAGCGAAUGUUUUUUAUUAACGACUUAUUUUUUACAUUUAUUUUGAAGAUGUGUGAUUUUUUUAUUUGUUCGGCUUUUACAUUUAUGUGAAGAAUAUUAUUUACUUAGAAGUUGUGAAACAGGCCCUAAAUUUAACGAAAGGUGAUGAAUAUGUAUAAUAAAAGAUAUUUAUGUUUUAUACAUUUUUUUAUUAUUGCUAUGUUCGUAAUAUCAAAUCAUACUUCCAUUUGUAAGCAUAGCAUAUAUUUCGACAAUUGAAAAAUACAGUCACAUUUCAUUUA
Manduca sexta (tobacco hornworm) is the source of this 2225-nucleotide messenger RNA. It is a transcript of the gene Ist1, whose product is annotated as IST1 homolog. Lineage: Eukaryota; Metazoa; Arthropoda; Insecta; Lepidoptera; Sphingidae. Bases 122 to 1132 code for a protein of 336 amino acids. The transcript is spliced from 8 exons. Gene Ontology annotation, biological process: protein transport. The record is from RefSeq and is a predicted model, not a curated record.